ACAGCUGCGAGCAUGGGUCUGCGAAGUACCUGGCCUUGUGCGGCCUCGGUGGGGUGGUGAGCUGCGGCCUGACCCACACGGCUGUGGUGCCUCUGGACCUGGUAAAGUGCCGCAUGCAGGCAGACCCCAGUCGCUACCGGGGCCUGAUGCAGGCUUUUAAUCUCACCCUCCAAGAGGAGGGGGUGCGUGGGUUGGCCAAGGGAUGGGCCCCCACCUGUGUGGGCUAUUCUCUGCAGGGCCUCUGCAAGUUUGGCUUAUAUGAGGUCUUCAAGCUGCGUUAUGCUGACAUGUUGGGACCUGAACGAGCCUACCUGUGGCGGACCAGCCUCUACCUGGCUGCCUCAGCCAGUGCCGAGUUCUUCGCUGACAUUGCUCUGUCCCCCAUGGAGGCAGCCAAGGUGCGAAUCCAGACACAGCCAGGCUACGCGAAUACAUUACGGGUGGCUCUCCCCAAGAUGUAUGUUGAGGAGGGGGUGUGGGCCUUCUACAAGGGAGUGGGUCCGCUCUGGAUGCGCCAGAUCCCCUAUACCAUGAUGAAGUUUGCCUGUUUUGAGCGCACCUUAGAGGCCCUCUAUGCCUAUGUGGUGCCCAAGCCACGCAGUGAGUGCUCCAUGCCCGAGCAGCUUGGCGUCACCUUUGUUGCUGGCUAUAUAGCUGGUAUCUUUUGUGCUAUAGUUUCCCACCCAGCUGACUCUGUGGUGUCUGUGCUCAACAAGCAAAGGGGCAGCGGCGCUAUGGAAGUCCUCAAGAAUCUGGGCUUCGUAGGUGUGUGGAAAGGCCUCUUUCCCCGCAUCAUCAUGAUUGGCACCCUCACAGCCCUGCAGUGGUUCAUUUAUGACUCAGUCAAGGUCUAUUUCAGGCUCCCAAGACCACCACCACCAGAGAUGCCUGCAUCACUGAAAGAAGGGUUUUUAAGUAGAUUCAGCUCAUAGAUGCUGCAUUGUACUGUUUCAUUCAUGGCUCUGUGGAUCUGUUUCAGGCUUCUGUACCCAUUCCCAUCUCAAAAAGCUACCUCUCCAGAGAGAGACUGAGUGGAGUGGUUAACCUUUUCCCACAACUUCCAGUUUCAUAAUUUCUUCACUGCAUUCAUUCUGUCAAUUUCAGGUUCCAACCAUCAUUUUAGAUGCCCUAAUCUCUGGACUUUUGGAUUUACAUUUGACAGCUGUGUUAAAGGUCUGUUUUUGCAAACUUCAGUUUGUCAGCAUGUGGCUCUUAAUGCCUGUGUUUAUUUUGUUUUCCAUGGAUAGUAACUCUGAAAAUUUAAAUGCAACAGUCAUAUUCCCUAUUAUAGACAAAAUGUACAUGUUUUUAGAUUGAUGUUUAUUUUGCACUCGUAUUUAGUGAAACCAAAACAUUAAAAAUGGCUAUGAAUACUAUACAUAAGUUAAUAUGUUCAGAAUAUAAUAAUUUACACCAUACUCAGACUAAAGGGUUUAUCCACAUUGUUUAUUGGAAUUCCAUAUUUGCAGUUUUGUUUACAGAGUAUUAUAUUUUAAAGGUUAGGAUAUUGAGGACAGUUAUUUAUGUGUGUUUGAUAUAAAACUUCUGAGAUGUUAGAAGUAUUUGUUAAUAGUCAAUUAAACAAAGGUGUCCUGCUCCCAAAUUAGAUAAAUCUGGGCAAAAAAUAGUUAAUCCUUAUUAUCCCUUAUUUACAUACUUUAUGUUGAAUAAAUAAUUUGGAAUAGAAGAAUAAGUAUAAUAUGCCCUAAUUUGGUGCCAUUUCUAUCUGUGGCAAACACCUUCCUUUAUUUAAGCACAGAUCGAAUUGAUGUGUGCUGUGGAGUUUUUUUGAUAAAAGGGAUAUGGGCAUGAUGUAACUUAAAUGAGAUAUGGCCUGCAAGUUAUUCAGCUAUGCAUGAAUGCCAAACAAAGUACAUCUGAACAUAAUUUUCCCUGGAAUGUUGUUUAUUAAAUGUUUACAAAUGUUAUGUGGAAAUUUAAAGAGUUAACAAAGCAAAUAAAAAUGCAUUUUGUCCUGUGGGAAA
Pelodiscus sinensis (Chinese soft-shelled turtle) is the source of this 1985-nucleotide messenger RNA. NCBI's taxonomy places the organism in Eukaryota, Metazoa, Chordata, Testudines, Trionychidae. The record is from RefSeq and is a predicted model, not a curated record.